Acanthopagrus latus (yellowfin seabream) is the source of this 5904-nucleotide messenger RNA. RefSeq names its product dispatched homolog 1 (Drosophila) (gene disp1). Lineage: Eukaryota; Metazoa; Chordata; Actinopteri; Spariformes; Sparidae. The record is from RefSeq and is a predicted model, not a curated record. Gene Ontology annotation, cellular component: membrane. The coding region runs from base 523 to 5355 and encodes 1610 amino acids. The transcript is spliced from 13 exons.
CCCUGCGCCGAACGAGACUGCAAGGAGACAGGAGACAGGAGUCUAGGAGACAGGAGUCUAGGAGACAGGAGUCUAGGGCGCUUGGUUCCCUCCUAGUUCCCUUCGAAGCUCCCUACAUUCCUCCAGAAACCAGCUAGCGGCUCCGGAGCGAACAAGAAGUUAGUGCGCAGCUGCCCACUCAACAUGGUCUGAUGCCCGGAGAGAGGAGACAUCAGCAUCCGACAGAGAAACAACCGAAGUGGAGGAGCAGGAACACUUUUCUCCUUCGUCCGUCCUGCUGUCAGCGUGUGUGUCCGUCCUGCCCGCAGUGUAGCUUCCUGAAGGCUGCCAGGUGAGAUCACCGAAAGAAGGAAACUCAAACACCGAGCUCACCCGAAGAAUUUAAAGUUUACCUGUUUUUCUGUGAGGAGUUUUGAGAGUCUGGACGCAUGAAUAGGUGCAGAGCAUGGUCCAUCGUCAUCCUACAGACGAUCAUCUUGAACAUUUAUGGAGGAGUGACAGUGUCCUUGCUGGCAGAGGACCAUGGCCCUGAGCGAUGCAAGCGGCGACCCUCUGGCCCUCAGUAACGGAGGGCACCACCCUCUCAGCGCCAACGGAAACGCCCCUUCAAACACCAGCACACCAGUCAACCACGGCCAGGACCCUCUCGCAGCAGCCUGUGGUGGAGACUCCCCGACAGCAGACGGAGAGGAAGACGUCAUAGUGAAGGAUGCAGCGUGUAAACCAGCGCAGCCGAAGCAGCAGAGAUCGCACGUUACCCAGAGAACCAACAGGCCGAGCCAAAAUGGCGGCGUGGUCAAACAGAACGGCUCCUUGAGGAACCUGCUGUCCUCCUCCGUCACCUCUUCCUCCCCGGCCGUCACGGACUCCCAGAGGCCGGCCAGAUGCGACCUGCCCUCCACCCUCUCUCCGUCCUCCUCCUCCCCUCCUCUCCAGCCUCCGCCGCUCUGCUGCCAGCACUGUCACUUCCACUCCACCCUGUGCUGUCCCUGUGGGCAGCCGGACUGCCCCCUCUUCCAGACUCCAGCACCGGGACCAGGACCCGGCUCCGCCCCCCACCCUGGCACCGCUCCGUCCUGCCCGUGCUGCCUGUCUGCCUGCACGUACUCUCACCCACAUCCUCAUCCUCCUCACCCAUCCUCUGCUCUCUGUCUCCAUCACCACCACCACCAGCGCUGGCAAGAGCACCUCCAGAACCAGACGCCUGGCAGCAGCCCUCCGAGGCCCUUUCGUUUCCCCAAAAGCUAUGCCGAGCUGAUAGCUGAUUGGCCCGUGGUGGUGCUGGGGGUGUGCACAGUGCUCAUCGUGGUGUGUGCUCUUGUGGGCGUCCUGGUUCCGGACCUGCCUGAUUUUUCGGACCCUCUGCUGGGUUUUGAGCCACGGGGAACAGCCAUUGGUCAGCGACUGGUCACAUGGAACAACAUGGUGAAGAAUACAGGCUACAAAGCAACGCUGGCGAACUACCCCUUCAAAUAUGCUGAUGAACAGGCCAAAAAUCACCAGGAGCCGAGGUGGCCCGAUGAGCACUUUGAUCGAGACAAACGUCAAGCAGAGUGGGACUUCAGCAAAGAGUUCUUCUGUGAUGUUCCAGGUGACAGUUACUCCAGACUGGUGUUCACAUCAGCUGAGGGGAAGAACCUGUGGAGCAUUCAGGCCAUCAAAUCUAUGUGCAAUCUGGACAACACAAGGGUGCGCUCCCAUCGGGACUACUGGAGUCUGUGUCAGCGCACUAACGACGCCUCCUGCUGUCCCAGCUGGACUCUGGGUAACUACAUCGCCGUCCUCACCAACAGGUCGUCCUGCCAGAAGAUCACAGAGCGCGACGUGUCGCACACGCUCAAGAUCCUGCGCUCAUGUGCCAAGUAUUACCACAACGGCACUCUGGCGCCUGACUGCUGGGACAUGGCCCUGCGACGGAAAGACCAGCUCAAGUGUGCCAGUGUGCCCCGGAAGUGCACCAAGUACAACGCUGUCUACCAGAUCCUUCACUUCCUGGUGGACAAAGACUUCCUCAGUCCCAAGAGCCUGGAGUUUCCUCCACCUGUACUCAAGUACAGCAUGCUCUUCUCCCCCACGGAGAAAGGAGAGUCGAUGAUGAACAUUUAUUUAGACAAUUUUGAGAACUGGAACGCCUCAGACGGCAUCACCACAGUUACAGGGAUCGAGUUUGGCAUCAAACACGACCUCUUUCAGGACUACCUCCUCACGGACACAGUGUAUCCUGCCAUAGCCAUCGUGAUCGUCCUGCUGGUCAUGUGUGUGUACACACGCUCAGUGUUCAUCACUCUGAUGACGAUAAUAGCCAUCAUCAGCUCUCUGAUCGUGUCUUACUUUCUCUACCGAAUGGUCUUCAACUUUGAGUUCUUUCCCUUCAUGAACCUCACGGCGCUCAUCAUCCUGGUGGGCAUCGGUGCAGACGACGCCUUUGUGCUUUGCGAUGUGUGGAACUACACCAAGUUUGAUAAGCCGCAUGCUGAGCUGUCGGAGACGGUCAGUGUGACGCUGCAACAUGCUGCCCUCUCCAUGUUUGUCACCAGCUUCACCACCGCAGCAGCGUUUUAUGCCAAUUACGUCAGCAACAUCACCGCCAUCCGCUGUUUCGGUGUCUACGCCGGCACCGCCAUAUUAGUGAACUACAUCCUCAUGGUGACGUGGCUUCCUGCUGUGGUGGUGCUACAUGAACGCUACCUGCCGAAUGUGUUCCCCUGCUCGAAGCCUCCACACCAGGAGGGAGGAGUCUGCACCCGGGUGUUCUGGGCAGGACUUUGUCAGAAGGCCAACAAAUGCCUCUUCACUGUCUCUGAGGCGUCAAGGAUCUUCUUCGAGAAGGUGCUGCCCUGCAUAGUCAUCAAACUGCGCUACCUCUGGCUCUUCUGGUUCCUCGCCAUGACGGUGGGCGGGGCCUAUGUGGUUUGUGUCAACCCAAAGAUGAAGCUCCCGUCUCUGGAGCUGGCAGAGUUUCAGGUGUUCCGAUCCUCGCACCCGUUCGAGCGCUACGACGCGGAGUACAAGAAGCUUUUCAUGUUUGAGAGGGUUCAUCACGGCGAGGAGCUGCACAUGCCCAUCACCAUCAUCUGGGGCGUGACGCCGGUGGAUAACGGGGACCCGCUGAAUCCCAAGAACAAGGGGAAGCUGAUGCUGGAUAGCAGCUUCAACAUCGCCAGUCCUGCAGCUCAGCUGUGGAUCCUCAACUUCUGCCAGAAGCUCAGAAAUCAGAGCUUUGUCUUUCAGUCGGAGGAGCAGGACUUCACCAGCUGCUUCAUCGAGACCUUCAAACAGUGGAUGGAGAACCAGGACUGUGAGGAGGCGUCGGUCUACCCCUGCUGCAGUCAGUCCACCUUCCCUUACAAGCAGGAUGUCUUUGAGUUGUGCAUCAAGAGAGCCAUCAUGGAGCUGGAUCGGAGCACUAACUACCAUCUGGACAGCAAGACCCCCGGGCCUCGCUUCGACAUCAACGACACCAUCAGAGCCAUCGUGUUGGAGUUCCAGAGCACCUACCUCUUCACGCUGGCCUACGAGAAGAUGUACCAGUUCUACAGAGAGGUGGACGCCUGGAUCACUGAGGAGUUGCGUUACGCUCCGGCAGGCCUGAGCCACGGCUGGUUCAUCAGCAACCUGGAGUUCUACGACCUGCAGGACAGCCUGUCAGGCGGCACGCUGGUGGCCAUGGCGCUGUCGGUGGCUGUGGCUUUCAGCGUCAUGCUCCUGACGACCUGGAAUGUCAUCAUCAGUCUCUACGCCAUCCUGUCAAUCGCAGGGACCAUAUUCGUCACAGUGGGCUCCCUGGUGCUUCUGGGCUGGGAGCUCAACGUUUUGGAGUCUGUUACUAUUUCUGUAGCAGUGGGGCUGUCGGUGGACUUCGCUGUCCACUAUGGCGUGGCUUACCGGCUCGCCCCAGAACCGGACCGUGAAGGAAAGGUGAUCUUCUCUCUCAGCCGCAUGGGCUCUGCUAUCGCCAUGGCGGCACUGACCACCUUUGUUGCGGGCGCCAUGAUGAUGCCCUCGACCGUGUUGGCCUACACCCAGCUCGGCACGUUCAUGAUGCUGAUCAUGUGCAUCAGCUGGGCCUUUGCUACCUUCUUCUUUCAGUGCAUGUGUCGCUGCCUGGGACCUCAGGGCACCUGCGGUCAGAUCCCUCUGCCCAAAAAGCUACAGUGUCAGGUGUUCUCAGAGGUCACGUCUGCGAGCCCCUCCUCCCAGGGGAAAGGCUCCGGCCUGGGGAAGUACCAGCUGGACGGCAGGGGUGGGGAGGCGGAGCACUACGAGUUAGAGCCGCUGGCGUCCGCUCAGAAACCUGACGACAAACCCAGGGAGGAGCAGGAAGUGUGUCCUCAGCUUUUUAAUGGGAUUCCUCCUCACCACCACAGCGGCCCUUAUUCUCACAUCCAUUACAAGAGUAAGACUGAGAGUGGCAGGACCGGACCUGAGAACGGGCUUGUAGCCGCGCUCAGCACACCUUCCAGGUGUCAGUACUCCCAGAACACUAACUGCACAUGUGGGGACCCUCCUCCUCCUCACCUGCCUCAGCAGUGGACCCCCCUCUCCUGUGCUCAGCCUCCCCAGGACUCUCCCUCCUGCCCUGCCACCCCUCAGCUCUUCCCCCUCUCAGGAAGCAGCCCGAGCAAGCAGAAUGCAGCCCUGUUACCUGCGACCCUGGACCCGGUCUACGCACACAUGGAGUGCCGUAUGCACUACAUCCACUGCCCCCCUGUGCAUUUCCACCACUGCUCCCAGGGCAGAGUGGUGCCCCCGAGGCAAGGACCUGCCCACAGCUGCCAUCUCAGGAAGUGCGUCCACGCUGCGAGCCUGCAGGCCGGUUCAGCCAGAGAGCAGAGAUCCACCAACACAGCUGUGAACCAGGACUCAGCUCCUGGUUCAGUCUCUGGCUCACAGCCCGGGGGACAAGAGGACGAUCAGAAACAUGAAACGAGGCCCUCAAGUCCUGCCAGUAGCUCGACCCCAACACAGCCUCAGACUCAGAGCGCCUCCCCCUCACCGGGCUCGCCACACACAAACAGAGGAAGACAGACAGCGAAGUACAGUGAUCAUUGUUGUGGUGAUAAUCACGUGUCCACCACAACCACAGAUACAACAAUGCAAAUGGAUGCUUGUUGUAAAAUCCCUGGUAACCAGGAGAAGCUGGACAGCGUUCCCGUCACACGGGAGGAUAAAAAGUGCAAGCAGAACUCCAAAAGACAGCGGGCGUCCUCCGCCUCUCCAAAGAAACUCUACUGUUUUAACAGGACGUUGAAAGUGAAGUGCAAUUCAGCUUCAGAGUUUAACGUGCCAAAAACUGAAACCAGCGUGCCUCCUAUUGCAGUAAACACUAAUCCCUCCUCUGAAAGCUUGUGCUGAUGAUAAAUCCAUAUUUUAAUAAGAUCUUAAUGCAGAACAAAUGGCAGAAGUCCAAAAAACAAGGACCGACACGCAGUGUGUCUGCAGUCGGACGAGGUGUGUGAUGUGUUUGUCGACCAAGUGCCUCAGUGUGUUUUCACACAGCUCAGACCUGCUCACUGUAUUCAGUUUACAUGUUUCCUGUACUCACCACAGUUUGUUUGAUUUUACAGUGAAGCACGCACUGUUGUUAAAGCUACAUCAUUAUGGGAAAUUAUGGGAAGUUUCACACACACCUCUAUGAAACGUGUUGAAUAUACUCACAGCAGCCGUUUGCACCAACGUCAAGUCGCACAGCAUCUGUAUUGUGAUUUUGUGUGUAAUUAUCUAUAAACGCUGUCAGACACGAUUACAUCGAUGGAAACGUGCCACGUUUACAAGCUGGUUCAAAGUUGUUACCCGACACGUCUCGUGUUUGUGGGAGCUCGUGUUGAAUUCUCAGUGUGAUCUCGUGUUCAAGUCGCCACAUGCCUCAGAUAUACUGUAUGAUUAAAAUGUCUUUUUUUAUCA